This is a messenger RNA of Capra hircus (goat), 3504 nucleotides long. RefSeq names its product chloride voltage-gated channel 7 (gene CLCN7). The transcript is spliced from 25 exons. Gene Ontology annotation, molecular function: voltage-gated chloride channel activity. Gene Ontology annotation, biological process: chloride transport; transmembrane transport. The coding region runs from base 45 to 2474 and encodes 809 amino acids. NCBI's taxonomy places the organism in Eukaryota, Metazoa, Chordata, Mammalia, Artiodactyla, Bovidae. The record is from RefSeq and is a predicted model, not a curated record. Gene Ontology annotation, cellular component: intracellular membrane-bounded organelle; lysosomal membrane.
CAAACACGGCCGCGGCGCCGGCAGCCGGUCCACUGCGGCGGGACAUGGCCAACGUCUCCAAGAAGGUGUCGUGGUCCGGCCGCGACCUGGACGACGACGAGGCGGCGCCGCUGCUGCGGAGGGCGCCGCGGCCCGGGGCGCCGGCCGGGGAGGCGGCGCCGCUGCUGAACGGAGCCGGGCCCGCGGCCGCCCGCGCGUCACCACACUCGGCAUUCUUUCGGAUCGGACAGUUGAGCAGCGUGGAGCUGGACGAUGAGCUUCUGGACCCUGACAUGGACCCCCCUCACCCCUUCCCCAGGGAGAUCCCACACAACGAGAAGCUGCUGUCCCUCAAGUACGAGAGCCUGGACUACGACAACAGCGAGAACCAGCUGUUCCUGGAGGAAGAGCGGCGCAUCAACCACACGGCCUUCCGGACGGUGGAGAUCAAGCGCUGGGUCAUCUGCGCCAUGGUGGGCAUCCUCACGGGUCUCGUGGCCUGCUUCAUUGACAUCGUGGUGGAGAAGCUGGCUGGCCUCAAGUACAGGCUCGUCAAGGACAACAUCGACAGGUUCACCGAGCACGGCGGGCUGUCCUUCUCCCUCCUGCUCUGGGCCGCACUCAAUGCCGCCUUCGUGCUCCUCGGCUCCACCAUCGUCGCCUUCGUAGAGCCGGUCGCCGCUGGCAGCGGGAUCCCCCAGAUCAAGUGCUUCCUCAACGGGGUGAAGAUCCCCCACGUGGUCAGGCUCAAGACCCUGGUGAUCAAAGUGUCCGGCGUGAUCCUGUCAGUGGUGGGGGGGCUGGCCGUGGGGAAGGAGGGGCCGAUGAUCCACUCCGGCUCGGUGAUCGCCGCGGGCAUCUCCCAGGGCCGGUCCACGUCGCUGAAGCGGGACUUCAAGAUCUUCGAGUACUUUCGCAGAGACACGGAGAAGCGGGACUUCGUCUCGGCAGGAGCUGCAGCUGGAGUGUCCGCAGCCUUCGGGGCCCCCGUGGGUGGGGUGCUGUUCAGCUUGGAGGAGGGUGCGUCCUUCUGGAACCAGUUCCUGACGUGGAGAAUCUUCUUUGCUUCCAUGAUCUCCACUUUCACCUUGAACUUCGUCCUGAGUAUUUAUCAUGGGAAUGCAUGGGACCUGUCCAGCCCUGGGCUCAUCAACUUCGGAAGAUUCGAUACUGAGACCAUGGUGUACGUGAUCCAUGAGAUCCCCAUCUUCAUCGCCAUGGGCGUGGUGGGGGGCAUUCUCGGAGCUGUGUUCAACGCCUUGAAUUACUGGCUGACGAUGUUUCGAAUCAGGUACGUCCACCGGCCCUGCCUCCAGGUGGUCGAGGCCACGCUGGUCGCCGCUGUCACCGCCACGGCCGCCUUCGUGCUCAUCUACUCGUCCCGGGACUGUCAGCCCCUGCGGGGGAGCUCUGUGUCCUAUCCCCUCCAGCUCUUCUGCGCUGAUGGUGAGUACAACUCGAUGGCUGCGGCCUUCUUCAACACCCCAGAGAAGAGUGUGGUCAGCCUUUUCCACGACCCCCCAGGCUCCUACAACCCCGUGACGCUUGGCCUGUUUACCCUGGUCUACUUCUUCCUGGCCUGCUGGACCUACGGGCUCACGGUGUCGGCCGGUGUCUUCAUUCCGUCCCUGCUCAUUGGCGCUGCCUGGGGCCGGCUGUUCGGCAUCUCCCUGUCCUACAUCACGGGGGCCGCGGUCUGGGCGGACCCUGGCAAAUACGCCCUAAUGGGAGCCGCUGCCCAGCUGGGUGGGAUCGUGAGGAUGACGCUGAGCCUAACGGUCAUCAUGAUGGAGGCCACCAGCAACGUGACCUACGGCUUCCCCAUCAUGCUGGUGCUCAUGACCGCCAAGAUCGUGGGGGACGUCUUCAUCGAGGGCUUGUACGACAUGCACAUCCAGCUGCAGAGCGUGCCCUUCCUGCACUGGGAGGCCCCCGUCACCUCGCACUCACUCACCGCCAGGGAGGUGAUGAGCACGCCGGUCAUCUGCCUGCGGAGGAGGGAGAAGGUGGGCGUCAUCGUGGACGUGCUGAGCAGCACGGCAUCCAACCACAACGGUUUCCCCGUGGUGGAGGAUGCUGACGGCACGCAGCCAGCUCGGCUCCAGGGCUUGAUCCUGCGCUCGCAGCUCAUCGUCCUGCUCAAGCACAAGGUGUUCGUGGAGCGCUCCAGCAUGGGCCUGCUGCGACGCCGGCUGCGGCUAAAGGACUUCCGCGACGCCUACCCACGCUUCCCCCCAAUCCAGUCCAUCCACGUAUCGCAGGACGAGCGGGAGUGCACCAUGGACCUGUCCGAGUUCAUGAACCCCUCGCCCUACACGGUGCCCCAGGAGGCGUCGCUCCCACGGGUGUUCAAGCUGUUCCGGGCCCUGGGCCUCCGGCAUCUGGUGGUGGUGGACAAUUGCAAUCAGGUGGUCGGGCUGGUGACCAGGAAGGACCUGGCCAGGUACCGGCUUGGAAAGGGGGGCCUGGAGGAGCUCUCUCUGGCCCAGACGUGAGGCCCUGGCGCCUGCACCUCCCCCAGGGCCCCGCCUCACUCCCUGGCAGCAGAUCCAGUGACUGUGAGACAUUGGGGAUGGCCCGGCCAGCGUGUGGCGCACAUGGACACUCUUGUGUUCUCAGCGUCCCCUCCCCCAACCUCACCCCUGGGCUUCCGCACCCAGCCUCCUGUUCCUGAUUCUUCAGGAAUCUGUGCAACUGCUGUUUUCUUCCCGAGAGCCCGUGAGCACGCGUGUGCAAGGGGACAGCUGGCGAGCAGGGGCCCGUGGGUCUGAGUGCUGCAGCCCCACAACAGGCUGGCUCCUAGGCCCGCGCCCUGAGCACCGCCAGCGGCUGCAGCAGACGCCCCUGGCCCUGGCCCUCGGGCCUCGGCUCGGUUGGUGGCCAUCAGGUUUGGGGUCUGGACAGAGAUCCGAACUGGAGGCACAGAGGCGAGGGCUUGGGGAGCAGGACCACCCUGGAACGUAGACCCCAGAGCCAAACUCCGAGACUCACUUCUGCAGCCCCGGCCUCGCCCCCCUCAGUGCAGUGGGGUCUGGGACCAGGGGGAGACCUGAGACCCUCCUUCAGGCCUGGACCCCCGAGUUGAACCACGCCUCUGUCACCACGCCCUUGUGGACACCGCUGGGAAGGCGGAUCUUCUUGGCACAUGGUGCCCCAGUGGCCCUGAGCGAUACGCUGUAGCAGCUCUGCUUACAGUAUCGGGGGCAGGGGGUUUCUGGGAUGAGUCAGCGAGCCCAGAGCAGGGAUGCACCCUUCCCAGGCCAGGCAGGCCCAGAGCUGGGAUGCUGUGUCCCCGAGGCCCCACGGGACCGACCUUCUGCAGGGACUGGCGUCCCUGGCCCACUCUGGUGGCAGCCAUGGAUGGCUUUGUGGUGGGUUGGCGGGCACUCCAGCUGGGUUUCAGCCCCUUUCAAGGGGGUGGGGCCUCGGAAGGUGGCUCUCUUCCUGGUGGGGAAGCCCUCUGAGGGGGGCACGGGGGUCCGAGUGUGGGGAUCUGAAUGGGAGAAAUAAAGGAAUGGUACUGAU